AUGAUUCUCAAGUUUGAAAAAGCCAUCAAUAAGAACCAAGAAAUGCGUGUACGUUAUGCUGAUCAGUAUGAAAAGUUUAUGGAAUCAGAAGCAGAUUUAGAUGAACAGAUCAAAAACUUGUUGUUGUUGACAGAAGCACCUCAUCUGUAUCAAGAAUUCAUUACACUUGGAAGUGUGUCUUCUUUAAUGGCCUUGUUGAGUCAUGACAAUACAGACAUCGCUAUUGAUACCAUUGAUUUGAUCCAUGAAUUGAUUGAUGAAGAUGUCGGUACAGCACAAGAUGAUGUUGAGAGAUCCGAACAAGUAGAGACAUCAAUUAAAGCAUUUGUUCAAGCGAUGAUGGACAAUGAGUUAUUACCCUUAUUGGUACAAAACCUGGAUCGAUUAGAUGAAAAAGAAGAGACAGACAGACAAGGUGUAUUCAAAAUCAUGGGCAUUUUUGAGAGUAUUAUUUCCCUUGAUCCUAAAUAUGCAGAGAAUAUUGCACUCAAAGCCAAUGUGCUACCUUGGCUCUUGAAGCGUAUUCAAGCAAAGCAAUUUGAUGCCAAUGUUGAAUAUGCCAGUGAAGUCAUUUCUAUUCUAUUACAAGAGAACCGAGAUAUUCGCCUUAAAGUAGGUGAACUGGAUGGUGUGGAUAUUCUCUUAAGAGCAUUGUCUGUCUACAGAAAGAAAGAUGCCGAGAUUGAGGAUGAAUCAGAAAUGGUAGAGAAUUACUUUAAUGCCUUAUGUUUGCUCUUGAAUGAACCUGAAAACAAGGAACGUUUCUUGGCAUCUGAGGGUAUUGAAUUGAUGGUCUUGAUGCUAAAAGAGAGAACAUUGGCACGUAUUAGAGCAGUCAAGGUGUUGAACUAUGCAUUAAGUGGUCAAGAUGCCCGAGAGAGAUGUAUUCGAUUUGUAGAUGUAUCAGGAUUAAAGGCUUUGUUUCCUCUGUUUAUGGGUAAAGGCAACAGAAAACUGAAGAAGUCACACUCGACUGCAUUUAAUGAGUCUGAAGAUGAAGAGCAUAUCACUUGUAUUAUCUUGUCCUUGUUAAGAUCAACACAUCAACAAGAUGUACAGCGUAUGCGUGUAUUGCUUAAAUUUACAGAGAAUGAUUAUGAAAAAGUAGACCGUUUGUUAGAAAUGAAACAACAGUAUGAACAAAAAGACAAUACUGUCAAGCAAGAAACAAUAGAAGAAGAAGAUGUAGAAGAAGAAUAUGUGAGACGAUUGGAUGCUGGCUUAUUUACACUCCAACGCGUUUGUUUGUUAAUUGCAGCCCUCAGUGAAGAAGACAAAGGUAUUCGUAACAAGGCACUCAUGUUACUUAAAAGACAAAAUCAAGACAUGUCAAGUGUAUUCAAAAUCAUUGAAGAAGAGAAUGCAUUAAUGGCUGAUUUCAUUGCAUUAAGACGUAUGGCUCGAGCAGAAGCAUAA
Messenger RNA from Gilbertella persicaria, 1416 nucleotides. RefSeq names its product Catenin-beta-like protein. The coding region runs from base 1 to 1416 and encodes 471 amino acids. NCBI's taxonomy places the organism in Eukaryota, Fungi, Mucoromycota, Mucoromycetes, Mucorales, Choanephoraceae. Gene Ontology annotation, cellular component: spliceosomal complex. The record is from RefSeq and is a predicted model, not a curated record. The transcript has 4 exons.